AUGAGCGAUCAAAAUAACAAGGCGAUGGGCCGUCUCACCCAGCUUAGUGACUUCCUCACAGGUAACAGGACUGCUAGUACAAUCCCUUUUGAUCCAAACUGUACGAAGUUUCCAGCCAGGAAAGAUGUUCCAAGAAGAGCGGAUGCUCCGGAAGGAGCUGCCUGGGUAUGGGGACAAAAUGACUACGUAGGGAGGAUUAAUCUCCUCACCCCAACAAGAGUCCAAGCUGCCUCGAAGGAAAUCAGAACUGGAGACAUCGUGCCUCUCAAUCUGCCACUGAACGUACCCAACGUUCCAGCUUUCGCUCGAGAGGAAUUCAAGCACGAGAUCAAGUCAAUAGCCGAUGGACUUGCCUAUGAUGACAAGUACCAGCUUAAUACGCAAUCUGGGACUCAAUGGGAUGGCUUCCGACACAUAGCUCAUAUACCAUCUGCGACAUUCUACAACGGAACGACGGGGGCUGACAUCGACGGCCCUAUCCCGGACCCUCAGAAAUGCGGAAUUCACCACUGGGCUGAGCAUGGUAUAGCGGGUCGUGGAAUUCUGCUUGACUACUGGACCUACGCCAAUGAGCACGGGAUUGUCUAUGACCCAUAUGACUACUACCAGAUCUCAUUCUCCGAGCUUCAGGCCUGUGGCAAAGCCCAGGGAAUCGACAUCCGCCCCGCCUCUCAAGGUGGAGACAUUCAAAUCGGCGAUAUACUCUUCAUCCGCUCUGGCUUCGUCUCAACCUACUACACCAAAACUCCCGACGCCCACGCAGCAGCAGCUCUCCGCCCCCACGCCGCCGGCAAGGGAGAUGGGCAGCGAUGGGCUGGCGUUAAGCAGGAAGAGGCCAUCAUCGACUGGCUGCACGACUCUUACUUUGCGGCUGUAGCUGGUGAUGCGCCGGCCUUUGAAGCCUGGCCGAGUCACGAGGAGUAUAUGCUGCACGAGUAUAUCUUGGCGCUCUGGGGCAUGCCUCUGGGUGAAAUGUUUGAUCUGGAGAAGCUGAGUAGGACUUGUAGGGAGAAGGGACGGUGGACUUUCUUCGUGACGAGCGCGCCGAAUAACUGCGAGGGUGGUGUUUCCAGCCACGGAAACGCGCUGGCGAUCUUUUAG
Drepanopeziza brunnea f. sp. 'multigermtubi' MB_m1 is the source of this 1101-nucleotide messenger RNA. RefSeq lists its product as uncharacterized. The record is from RefSeq and is a predicted model, not a curated record. NCBI's taxonomy places the organism in Eukaryota, Fungi, Ascomycota, Leotiomycetes, Helotiales, Drepanopezizaceae. Gene Ontology annotation, molecular function: arylformamidase activity.